AUCAGCUGAUUUCUUCAAUGGAGUCACGUGAUAUUUACAACGGCCAUGUUGAAUGAAUACUAGCAGUUCAUCAAGUUUGAAAUUUCACAUGUCGAAUACAGAGAAAACGGUUGAAGAUCUACGGAGAUUGUGCAUUUUCAGAUACCCUGAUCUUAUGAGCUCAACUGAUCGGACUGAAUGCACAUUACUGCAUGCAUCUUUGAUCUAAAAUGUUCUUCCCGAAAGAUGUUCUUAUUAGAAAGGGAAAAUUUGGCAUCAUAUGGAUUGCUGCAACUCACAACACUGGGAAAUGUAAUUUCCUAACAAAGAGAGACUAUUUCAAUGUUAACGUUCCAAGGACAUGUCAUGACAUAUUACAUCCAGCAAUUCCAUUUGCACUGAGGUUAUCAUCACAACUUAUGUUUGGUGUCUCAAAGAUAUACCAAAAACAAACAAGAAUAACUUUAGAAGAGGCACAGCAAAUGUGGGUAAGAGUGAAUGAUGCAUUUGACAAGAGAAAAUCACUGGAGCUGUUUUGUACAGUUGCAAGGUUUGAUACUAUCACAAUGGGGGAUCCUGUUAGAAAUGCAACAAUGAACUAUUUAGUGGAUCCAUUUCGAGAAGACAUAAUCCCAUAUCCAGAACCAUUAUUUCUUGCAGGAGAUGCAAGUUUCUUAGAAGUGAAUGGCACUGUUGAUACCUUCUUGUCUCCAAGUAAGAACAGUGUCAAGAGCUCAUCCAGUGAGAUAAUGGCAAGCCCAAUGCAAGCAGAUAAGAAGGACAUCACGUUACCCGAACAUCUUAUUCUGUCACCAAACCAACCCAUCGAGGUUCCUGGCGACAUUGAUUUUGGACCAUAUUUAGACGAAGAUCCCUUUGAGCACCUUGGACUUGAUGCUGCCCCAUUGCCUGAAAAAGCAAACGAUAUUGCAAGAGAAAGUCAACCUCAAGGACCUGAGGAUACUGCUGAUAGACAUGAAGAGGAUGCUCCUUCUCGGUCAAAAGCUGAUGCCAUGAUACUUGAAGUACUUGAUGACGUUGUUUUAAUCGAUGCAGAUAUGGAUCUUGUCGUUGGACCAAUAACAGGAGAUGCCCCCCAGGAAAGAGAGUCUCAACAAGAGAGAAGGAAUGAAUACGAUAGACAUCGAGACGAGCCUUUGGUUUUAGCAAGGGAAAGAGCAACCAUGCGUCCUGCAAAAAGACGACGAUUGUUAAUUGAUAGAGAGAUAAAGCUAUCUGGGGAUUCAAUACGCGCCAACCUAACUAACCCGACGGAUACACUGAAACAACUGAUAAUUGGAGCACCCCAACGACUCUCCGUCAGGGAAUUAUUCUCAACGCCAGCCUGUACUUAUUUGGCAAGUGAUCGUAUUUCAGAAAUAUGGCAUGAGAACGCAAAAACUUUCCAAGACCCAACUCUACAUGAAAAUUUCAACAUUUUGAGCGAAGAAUCUGCAAUGGAAAGUCCAGAUAGGAUUCUGCGUGCAGGCAUUACUCCAACCAGCAUUGAAAUUCCACGAGCUGCAGAUGAAAUUUCAACCGAGUUUGAAAGAUCAGGAAUCAGUUCUUUAACAAUGGACUCCACCCCAGCAGAACAUGAAUCAAGCGGACAAACCCGGAAGCGAAACUUGGAAGGGGAAGAAUGGACUUUGGACCGUAGAAGAUCGAGUCAUGCGAGAGUUGAUAUUCUUUCUCCAAUUGCUGAUGAGUUCGGUGAAGAGCUUGCGGUACCUCUGGAAGAAAUAGAAGAAGACCCAGCUUUCCAAGACUCUGGUGAAGAUGGCCUUCCGUCGUUAAAACUUGACGAAUUCCUGAGAGACAUGAGGGAAGUGCUGGGUGAUCGAGAUGAGAUCCUGUUCUCGGACAUUGCGUUGCCUGGAAAAACAAAACGUAAAGCUGCAUCUAGAUCAUUCUUUCACAUUCUUUCACUAAACGCUCGUGAGGUUAUCAAAGCAAACCAGGAAGAGGUUUACGGAGAGAUCAGGAUUAACAGGGGGCGAAAAUUCUAGAAGUUUUCUCCAAAUCCAAAUUUGUUGCAAAAGAAGCAUGUGAAGUAAAACGUCGAUAUUCGAUUUUGCAGCCAACAGUUAUCGUUUAAAACAAGCACAGGCUAAACUUUGUUAUGUUUUCCAGAAGCUUAUGUUUCAGAUCCUCGGGUAUUGUAACUAUUUUGGUUUUUAAGGAUGCAUUCAAAGUGUCGUUUGCAAUCAAUAGGUAAUGCUUUUUUAAUCUGUCGCUCGGUUGGUCACAGAAAAGGCGGCUGUGGAUUCCAUCUUGAGGAAUAUGACCCGCAAAGUAGAUGAUGGAAUUGCUUAAGUAACGUUUUCUACCUCUUUUGUUAUGCUUCUUUGUCACGAAGGAGGAACAUCAAGGAAAUAUUCAAAAGACAAGAAGCAAGGAUUAAUACAUUACCAUAGAUUACGGUGCUUGUCAAGGCAGAAACGAAUUUGAAGUUCUUCAAGGAAUAAAAAAGCGAGCACUUUGCUGCAGGGUAUUAUGAAAGGGUUUUCAGAAUAGAUUCCUUAUGAUUUCAGAACAAUGACUUGUCAAACGUAGCUUAUUGUUUACCUAGAAAAACACCCCUUGCUUAUAUGCGAACUUGUAUCUACUCAUUAUUCACUUUAGCUCAAUACCAUCCACCUUAACAUAACCCGCAUUAUUAAUCCAAGCUGAUUUUUAGAUUAACAAUUUUGUUUUAAAUACUCUACAUCUCAUGAAAAUCAAUCGAGAUUUGACAAUGAUUUGACAUUUUGCAGCCAUAUUUUAUCUAACCUAAGAAAAGAAAUACUGUCGAAUAGGCAAACAUUUGUUAUUUUUAAUUCAUUUACAUUGCCUGCCGCUCAUAGUUUUGUUCAUUCAAUGUUCGUUGAAAGCAUAGUGUUCUGUUAUUGCUAACAUUUCAUGUCAUCUCGGGUUCAUUUAGAGAUUGUUUGUACAUAGUUUUAACUUUCAGAUGUACUAUAUGUUUAUAGAUAUUUUAUCGAAAAUGCACAAUAAUAUUUUAAUAUUUAAAGAAUGUUGAUAUUUUAUGCAGAGUUUAGUUCGAACAAAAAUUGUUAAUGAUUUCCUAAUGUACAUUUUGUGAAAGAAUGACGAGUGCAGAGUUUUA
This is a messenger RNA of Rhopilema esculentum, 3088 nucleotides long. RefSeq lists its product as uncharacterized. The record is from RefSeq and is a predicted model, not a curated record. Lineage: Eukaryota; Metazoa; Cnidaria; Scyphozoa; Rhizostomeae; Rhizostomatidae. Gene Ontology annotation, cellular component: meiotic cohesin complex. Gene Ontology annotation, molecular function: chromatin binding; protein binding. Gene Ontology annotation, biological process: meiotic sister chromatid cohesion; double-strand break repair.